Messenger RNA from Perca fluviatilis (European perch), 1233 nucleotides. RefSeq lists its product as uncharacterized. NCBI's taxonomy places the organism in Eukaryota, Metazoa, Chordata, Actinopteri, Perciformes, Percidae. Bases 168 to 1046 code for a protein of 292 amino acids. The transcript is spliced from 8 exons. The record is from RefSeq and is a predicted model, not a curated record.
CUCUUCGUGCCACAUUAGCAUUCAUCAUGGACUAGGACAGAGACCCAUUGAGCAGAAAUGGGAGUUACCGAUUCCUUGUGACCCCACAUGAAAUCCUUUCCUCCCAACCUACAGUUGAGCUUCUGGCAAAGUCAGAAUACCACAAUGUGAGGUGAACAUGCUUCAACAUGACAGCAUAUAUCCUGUGGACUGUGUUUACAUGGACAUUCAAGGGGAUACUGUGCACCUGCCGGUUCCUUUGGAUAUGCCCAUACAACGCAAUCAAAUUCCUGCCAAGGAAACGGCACAUUACAGAGGACACACGUCGACAGCUGAAACAGCUUGUGGGUUCUGAAAGUAAAGUGAUCACAGCCAUACCUGGCAGCCCUGACCGUGCAACUUCCCUUCAUAAAAGACUGACCAAAACCGAGAAAGAGAUACUGUCACUCAAGACCAGGGUUGCCUGUGAUAAAGUAUCAUGUGAAAGGAGGUUUGUGGAACUGCAAAGAGAACAGGAAGAGCUACGUAAUCAGGUUGAAGUGUUGGUGAAAGUGGGCAGUUGUGAUGAGCAGGGAGAGUCAGGAGUGGACAAUGGAGAAGCAUUGGAGGAGUGUUCAAGCGGUCUCUCAAGAAUGAUGCACCAACACAGAGGGUUUGAUGCGUCUUCAAGGGGCGACAUUUAUGCAAGCAGUUUGUCAGGCAGCCAGUUAUCCACAUCAUCAUCAGCACUGAGCUUGAGACCUUCCUCUUCCUCAUCUUCAGCCACCAGUGUAAGGUCAUGGAGGACGUCCACAGGUCCUCACCGGGCUUUUGUACCUCACUCCCCCAUGGACCUGGAGCUGGGUCACCGGGUCAGGAUCAUGCUGCCAUCUGGACGGAUCAGCACGGGAACGAUUCGUUUCCUGGGCCACCUGCAGGGGGAGGCAGAUAUCCACCUUGGGGUGGAGCUGCAGACACCUGAUCAUGGAUUACAUGAUGGCAGUCACAGGGGACUCAGCUACUUUGAAUGCAAGCCUGGCUAUGGUGCCUUUGUACCAUUCCACAAACUACUGAUGGCCUGGGAGUGACAGAAGUACAGACUGCUGAUGCAGAGCUGCCCAUCUGGAUGCGUUGAAGGAGGGCCAACAUAAUGUAGAACAUCCAUGGAUUUGAUAACUUAUCAUAAUGUCAUAAAUCUUUGUAUCAAAGUAUAUACUUAAAAGGUGUGUAUUGUCUUGUCCUGUUAUUCACAAUAAAAAUAUUAAUUUCAACAAA